CGAGCUGGCACCUGGGAGCUCGGGGAGAAGGGGUCCAAAGGGCGCGAGCGCCCGGGGUGCUAAGAGCCCAUGGGACGGGCACCGACAUGGCAGAACAGGCCGAGGGGAGCAGCUGCCGGGAGGCGCGCGGAGCAGGGUCAGCAGCUAAGGUCCUGCACGGCCCGGCGCCCGGGACCCCGCGGCGAUCUUAGGUGAUGGGCAGAUCAGAAAGUCAGAUGGAUAUAACUGAUAUCAACACCCCGAAGCCAAAGAAGAAACCACGAUGGACCCCCCUGGAGAUCAGUCUCUCGGUCCUCGUCCUCCUCCUCACUGUCAUAGCCGUGACCAUGAUAGCACUUUAUGCCACCUACGAUGAUGGCAUUUGCAAGUAUAUAUGUUGUUUUAAGAUUAUUCAUUUACUGAGAAACAGUAAUGAGUAUUUCAUGAGAGAAACAGAAACAGAGAAAAAGGAGAAAAAGACCAGCAACCUGAACAGGGCCUCACACUGCAUUCCCUACAUGUCCCCGCACUGUCCAGUUGUUCCAGGCACCCAGGAUCACAGAGUGCCUUCCCGCAUGUACAGCUUCAUCCUAUCUAGUCUUCCCUCUGCUCUUUCAGCCGCUCGACUGAUCCAGAACAUGGAUGCUACUGCUGAGCCCUGUACAGACUUCUUCAAGUAUGCCUGUGGAGGCUGGUUGAAACGCAACGUCAUUCCCGAGACCAGCUCCCGUUACAGUAACUUUGACAUUUUAAGAGAUGAACUAGAAGUCGUUUUGAAAGAUGUCCUUCAGAAACCCGGAACUGAAGACAUAGAGGCGGUGCAGAAAGCGAAAACAUUAUACAGGUCUUGCAUAAAUGAAUCUGCUAUUGAUAGUAGAGGUGGAGCCCCUCUCCUCUCACUGUUGCCGGAUAUAUUCGAGUGGCCAGUGGCAGUAGAAAACUGGGAGCAAACUUAUGGUGCUUCUUGGACAGCUGAGAAAUCAAUUGCACGUCUAAAUGCUAAAUAUGGGAAAAAAGUCUUUAUUAAUUUUUUCGUUGGCACUGAUGAUAAGAACUCUAUGAACCAUAUAAUUCACAUUGACCAACCUCGACUUGGCCUCACUUCUAGAGACUACUAUCAAUGCACUGGAAUAUAUAAAGAGGCUUGUGAAGCAUAUGUGGAUUUUAUGAUUUCUGUGGCCAGAUUGAUUCGCGAGGAGAGAGGAUUGCCCAUCGAUGAAGAGCAGAUAUCUUUAGACAUGAAUAAUGUUAUGGAAUUGGAAAAAGAAAUCGCUAAUGCUACAACUAAACCUGAAGAUCGAAAUGAUCCAGUGCUUCUUUAUAACAAAAUGACAUUGGCCCAGAUCCAAAAUAACUUUUCACUAGAGAUCAAUGGGAAGCCAUUCAGCUGGUCAAAUUUCACAAAUGAAAUUAUGUCAACUGUGAAUAUUACUAUUACAGAUGAGGAAGAAGUGGUUGUUUAUGCUCCAGAAUAUUUAACCAAACUUAAGCCCAUUCUUAUCAAAUAUUCUGCCAGAGAUCUUCAAAAUUUAAUGUCCUGGCGGUUCAUAAUGGAUCUCAUAAGCAGCCUCAGCCGAACCUACAAGGAGUCCAGAAAUGCUUUCCGCAAGGCGCUUUAUGGCACAACAUCAGAAACAGCAACUUGGAGACGUUGUGCAAACUAUGUCAAUGGGAACAUGGAAAAUGCCGUUGGAAGGCUUUAUGUGGAAGAGGCAUUUGCUGGAGAGAGUAAACACGUGGUUGAGAAUUUGAUUGCACAGAUCCGAGAAGUUUUUAUUCAGACUUUAGAUGACCUCACUUGGAUGGAUGCUGAGACGAAAAAGAAAGCUGAAGAAAAGGCCUUAGCAAUUAAGGAAAGGAUCGGCUAUCCUGAUGAUAUUAUUUCAAAUAAUAACAAACUAAAUAAUGAAUACCGUGAGUUGGACUACAAAGAAGAUGAAUACUUUGAGAACAUAAUGCAAAAUUUGAAAUUCAUCCAGAGUAAACAACUGAACAAGCUCCGGGAGAAGGUGGACAAGGAUGAGUGGAUAAGUGGAGCAGCGGUAGUCAAUGCAUUUUACUCUUCAGGCAGAAAUCAGAUAGUCUUCCCAGCUGGCAUUCUGCAGCCCCCCUUCUUCAGUGUCGGACAGUCCAACUCAUUGAACUUUGGGGGCAUCGGCAUGGUCAUAGGACACGAAAUCACCCAUGGCUUCGAUGACAAUGGCAGAAACUUCAACAAGGAUGGAGACCUCGUUGACUGGUGGACUCAACAGUCUGCAAAGAACUUUAAAGACCAGUCUCAAUGCAUGGUGUACCAGUACGGAAACUUUUCCUGGGACUUGGCAGGUGGACAACAUCUCAAUGGAAUUAAUACACUAGGGGAAAACAUUGCCGAUAAUGGAGGUAUUGGUCAAGCAUACAGAGCCUAUCAGAAUUAUAUCAAAAAGAAUGGGGAAGAAAAACUACUUCCUGGACUUGACCUAAAUCACAAACAACUGUUCUUCUUGAACUUUGCCCAGGUUUGGUGUGGAACCUACAGGCCAGAGUAUGCCAUCAACUCCAUUAAAACAGAUGUGCACAGUCCAGGCAAUUUCAGGAUUAUUGGGACCCUGCAGAAUUCUGCUGAGUUUUCGGAGGCCUUUCACUGCCGCAAGAACUCAUAUAUGAACCCAGAAAAGAAAUGCCGGGUGUGGUGAUCUUCAAAAGCUGCAGCACAGCCCCAGGCUAGACUCGCCAACACCACGGAAGUGAGAGACUCUCUAGCCGAGAGAAAAUGGGCCCUAGAGCUCACUACAGUUACUUGGGGUUAAUUAACAGAAAUGAGAGCAUGGUCAUCCAAAGAAUGUUAGAUUAUUCUGGAAAGUAUGUGGAUGGAGGAGAGGAUCUAAGGUCUAUCAAAUCAAUCACUUUUCACUGUGUAAAUAAUGCGUCAUUUCUAAAGAUGAUAUAUUAUCAUUCACUUCUGUUUCUCAGAUGGCCUGUCAGUUUGAUGUUCCUAGACAACAGUGUUUAACCCCUUGAGGUAGACCAGGAUUUCUAACCAGAGGGAGAAAAAAGAUGUUGAAGGAUACCGUGGGCCACCAGAAGCACAGCAAUGUCUUGGUAGCUUCAAAUACUGCCUCAGUACUUGUUUUUACUUUUAUUUGCAACAUGUAUGCGCCUUCAAAACCCUUCCAAAGAAUUCUGACACAUGUUGGAGCCAUGGGGCUUAUAUCGUUUUAAACCCAUUUUUGCCAUGCCUCAGUUACUCAUUUUUGUGAUUUUUGUAUUCUUCUCUUAAAGCAAAAACCAAUGUCUAACACUGUUUUAUGUUGUACCUGCUUUGACUGAUACUGAGAUUCUUGAGGGCCCUUGCAAUUUUCUAAGCAAUUUCUUGUUCUCUGUAUCUUUCAGCACUUGGUCUUUUUAAGAGAUUUGUAGUAAUGUAUAAAAAAUAAUUUUUAUAUUUAAUUGUUAACUACAUUUAUGACUGAGUAACGGUUAUUAUAGCUAACCAUUGAAUAUUGAAGUUUUAGAACAAGAUAAACAGUUAUGAGCCAAGAUCUGUAAAGUUAUGUACAGAUGAAAAUUUGAGACUUUUUAAAAUUAUAAAUCAUAUUGAUGUAAAGCUUUAAACACAAACUUCGAGAUAAAAAUUGCCGUUGAACAGUUGCCUAGAGGUAUAUAAUGGAGAUUAUAAUACUUGUGGUUUAUGAACGGAAUUUUCAAAAUUAAACCUCUGUAGCUCCACAUCUUAUCUUUUCAGGUUUGUCAUCUGAUGAAAAUAUUUUGAUAAUAAAUGGAAAUUGUGAGCCCAUUACCUA
Molecule: messenger RNA, 3761 nt
Organism: Tupaia belangeri chinensis (Chinese tree shrew)
Lineage: Eukaryota; Metazoa; Chordata; Mammalia; Scandentia; Tupaiidae
Gene: MME
Product: membrane metalloendopeptidase
Exons: 24
Coding region: 195-2654 (819 amino acids)
Biological process (GO): protein processing; amyloid-beta clearance
Cellular component (GO): plasma membrane
Molecular function (GO): metalloendopeptidase activity
Source: RefSeq, a predicted model, not a curated record